Messenger RNA from Pochonia chlamydosporia 170, 876 nucleotides. RefSeq names its product metalloprotease 1 protein. The record is from RefSeq and is a predicted model, not a curated record. The transcript is spliced from 3 exons. Gene Ontology annotation, molecular function: metallopeptidase activity. The coding region runs from base 1 to 876 and encodes 291 amino acids. NCBI's taxonomy places the organism in Eukaryota, Fungi, Ascomycota, Sordariomycetes, Hypocreales, Clavicipitaceae.
AUGUUUAUCAAGUCGUAUCUUCUUGCUGGCUCCCUUGCUGCUACCUGCUUGGGCAACCCGCUUACCGCUAGGCAGGGUUUUUGCGGCACUGCUGAGCCUAGCGAGGAGGAGAGAAAUGAAUCUCGCCUACAGAUAGCUAACGCAGAUGUUGGCGAGUUAAUGGUAGCUGGUGCGACUACUACUGUACCUACCUAUGUCCACGUUGUCGCAAAAUCGAACACUUUAGAAGGGGGCUAUCUUACUCGAGACACAAUAUUAGCUCAGAUGGAACAGCUCAACAUCGAUUUUACUGGAACUGGUUUUAAUUUCUCUCUCACAGAUAUUGAUUGGACCGUUAAUGCCAAAUGGGACGUUAGUGCUAACUGGAUUUUCAAUGGGAACCAGACUGCCAAGAAGGACGACAUGGAAAUGAGAAAGAAGCUCCGAAAGGGCGGCUACGGCUCUCUUAACUUAUACGUCCACGGCUCUUUUGAGGGAGGGUACUGCACCUUCCCUAGAAAUGUCGCAGUCGGCAGUACUGGAUUUUAUGCCGAUGGUUGCUACAUUAGCAGGCUCACUGUCCCAGGCGGGUCCAGCGAUACUUUUAGUCAAGGAAAGGUGGCAUCACAUGAAGUUGGCCACUGGCUCUACCUCUAUCACACAUUCCAAGAUGGAUGUGAUGGAGCUGGCGAUGAGGUUGCCGACACUCCCGCUGAGGCAUUGAAGCAAGGCGCCCAGGGCUGUCCGGUUGGCAGCGACACUUGUCCUACUCUACCUGGCUUGGAUCCUAUCCAUAACCACAUGACUUACACUGCCGACACUUGCCGUACCGAGUUUACUUCUGGUCAGAUCAGCCGCAUGCUCGCUGCUUGGUCUACAUACCGUGCUGGAAAAUAA